This is a messenger RNA of Astyanax mexicanus (Mexican tetra), 3239 nucleotides long. RefSeq names its product dorsal inhibitory axon guidance protein a (gene draxina). Lineage: Eukaryota; Metazoa; Chordata; Actinopteri; Characiformes; Acestrorhamphidae. Gene Ontology annotation, biological process: axon guidance; Wnt signaling pathway. The transcript is spliced from 7 exons. Gene Ontology annotation, cellular component: extracellular region. The record is from RefSeq and is a predicted model, not a curated record. Bases 98 to 1150 code for a protein of 350 amino acids.
GCACGCGCGCGCGGAGCUGGUUGGGUUAGUUGAGCUGAGCAUCUCUCUUAGACACACGGCCGCGGGUCCGCUGCGCACGGAGGUGCUGUGAGUGAAGAUGAAGUCCAGCUGGUGUUUACCCUUCGCCCUCCUCCUCACCACCCUCACUCCUUCCUCACAAAGCAGCGACGACAGCCCGCCUCUGAACACCAAGCGAGGCCUGAGGCAGGCUUCUCCCGCCAACAGAAACGCCCUGCAGGACCCUGAGGCAGCGCUGCAUCAUGGAGGCCAUCGGCGGAGGCAGGGGGUGCUAUCCCACAGGCCCCUGCAGACAGCUGCCCGGCCUGAGGACGACGGGACGGGCCUGGAGGGCUUGAGCCCCGUCAGGCUGGAGAUGGGGCCUGGGGAGCGAGAGAGAGGUCACGGUGGGGUCAGAGGUCACUCUCACAUGAGGGACAAUCACCCUCCAGGAGGAGAGUUCUCGCGAAAAGGCAGGAGAAACGGACACCAGCCUGAACACCGGAGACACGGCCGCAGGGACAAGACACGAGGGAAAGGGUUCUUUCCUGACCCUAAUGCAGAAUUAGGCUCUCUGAUAAAGGACUUCGAUGCGCUGGACGACGCCCCCUUCACGCCCUCACCCAAUCACGACGCAGCCGUAGCCGCUGAAGCCCCCUCCCCCGCCUCCCGCAUCCCAGUUGCCACGGUAAUGAGCGAGCAUCCCCCAACUCUGCCCCCGGCCUCCACCAAACCCCAGAGGGCAAGUCGAGGAAAAGGUCAAGGGGAGGUGCAGCCCACUUUGGACAUGGCUCUAUUUGACUGGACAGACUAUGAAGACAUGAGGCCUGUGGACAACUGGCCAUCCAACAAGAAAAAAGACAAGCGGCGCAGCAAGAACAUGAGCAAUGGCAACACGACUGACGCUGAAAUCAUUGAACCAUGUGACCAUCAUCUGGACUGCCUCCCAGGAUCCUGCUGUGACCUCAGGCAGCACGAGUGUAAAUUGCACAACCGCGGCCUGAAUAACAAGUGCUACGAUGACUGCAUGUGUGAGGAAGGUCUCCGCUGCUACGCCAAAUUUCACCGCAAGCGAAGGGUGACCCGGAGGCGUGGACGAUGUGUGGAGCCAGACUCUGCUGACGGGGAUCAAGGAGCCUUCAUCACCAUCUGAGAGAGAGGAAUAGACCACGGCCUCAAUGCCCCUCCUACCCCUCCUCCCACAGACUGCAAGAUGGACUAGAUUUUAAAGGACAGUGGGUCAAAAACGGCUGACCUGACCCGUCGUUCACAGUACUGUACAUAUGCUGCGUGUUUAAAAUCUGAGUACGCUGUGUACCUACAUGUCUCUCUUACUGUACAUAUUAAUUUGUUUCUGAGUUUUUUUCUACUGAUUUCUACUGCGGUUCCUUACAGAAGUCCUAAAAGCUCAUGGAUAAAAAAAUUAUUUAAGUUGUUUUCCUUAUCUAUUUUUUCUUUACCCCUAUAGUAAGUCGGUUACAAAAAAUAUAUGUAAUUUCUUUCAUUCCUGAGAACUUGAUAUUAAACAAUUCAAUAAUUCAGUAUGAAUUUAGAACAGAGCUACAGUAACUAUACCUCUUCACAACAAGUUUAAUUAAGAGAAAUAUUAAGUUCUUGUGAGAUAUCAUGAUAAUCGUCCUUUCAAAUACAAUAUAUUGCCAAAAGUAUUCACUCGGCUGCCUUCACACACAUUUAAACUUGAGUGACAUCCAAUUCUUAACCAAUAGAGUUUAAUAUGAUGUCAGCCCACUCUUUGCAGCUAUAACAGCUUCAGUUCUUCUGUAAAGGCUUUCCACAAGGUUUAGGAGUGUUUUUAUGGCAAUUUUUGAUCAUUCUUUCAGAAGCACAUGUGUGAGAUCAGACACUAAUGUUGGACAGUCUCUGCUCUAAUUUAUCCCUAAGGCAUUAUAUCAGGUUCUAUCAGUCAAGUUCUUCCUUUCACUAGAAUUAAGGGACUGAGCUCAAUUCCUGAAAAACAACCCCACACCAUAAUCCCCCCUCCACCAAACUUUACACUCAGUACAACGCAAUCAAGCGUUGCAAGGACUGUUCUCCUGGCUACUAACAGUUGACUGUGGAAUAUUUAGUAGUGACAAAAUUUCACAACUGGACCUUCUUGCACUUUGCACACUCUUUCACUGAUGUUUAUAAAAACAGCUGCAUGAUUAAGAGCUUGGUUUUAUAAAACUGUUAUUGGAACACCUGAAGGUUCGGUGAUCUGUAUGGGUGAGUCAAUAGUUUUGGCAAUAUAGUGUAACUCCCCAAUAGUUGUUUAUAUUGACAUGUCAGAACUACAUUUGUUGUCAUGUGAAAAUGACAGAUAACUCUCUGAACAGUCUGAACAAAAAAAGUAUAUAUGAUGUAUGUCAGUCCAUGACCUUUUAAGGCCUCUGUAGUUUCCAUAACACUUAACUGUAAGUACAAUUUCUAGUGGUGGACUUUUGCUUGUUUUUAUUCGUUUUGAUUUAUUUAUGCUUCUCUUCUCAGCACUCAUUAUUGAGAUUCAGAGCUACUCGCCAAGUCCAAUAGGUGAAGAACUGAUGGAAAAAUACACCAGUCAGCCAUAACAUUAAAACUGCCUACUGAGGAAAUUAAAUACAGGCCCAAACUGAGGCUCAUUGAAGCGAUCCAUUAAUGAUCCUCAUAUUUUAGGACAUAAAGGACCUGCUGCUAAUGUACUGUAAAUCUUGGUGAGAGACACCACAGGACACCUUCAGGGGACUUGUGGCCUCAACAGGUCAGAGUUGUUUUAGUGCCGCGAAGGAAUGUUUAUAAUAUUACACAGUUUUAAUGUUAUGGUUGAUUGGCGUACAGGGUGUCUCCCAAGUAGGGAGUCUCAAAAGUAAAGAACCAGUUUCAAACACAAGCUGUGGCUGAAGGGGGAAAUCUGUUGGGCCAUGUUUCCUAUUCAUUUUAUAUGGAUGUUUUCUUACUUGUGAGAUACCCUGUGUAAUGGAUGUAUGGGUGGAUAAACAGUAGCAAUGGAAAGUUAGAUACAGACAACGGUAGAUAGAUCGAUGUAAAGUGUGAAGGACCUGUCAAUCUAAACUGGAUUUUUUUUUCUUUACACUGUCUCUGAAUUUAUUUGAAUGGAGAAUUUAUUCAGCUUGAGAUAUCCAUCUGCACUUGGUGUAUUGUGUUAGCAUUUCUCCAAACAUGCUGUCUCAAGCUUCAUAAACAAGCUGUAAGUUGUGUUUUUCUGACUUUUGUGUCCUCAUUAAAUCUCUACAGUGACACAUGGA